AUGAAGCUUUCUCUUAUCCUCGCUGUCGUGUGCGCCUCCCUGGUCUCGGCCAAGAAGAAGCCAAAGAAGCCAAAGACGACGACGACGCGUAUCCUGUUCACACCUACCUUUUUGCGAGAGCACUUUACCAAGGGAUGGCGGGACCUGGACAAACCCAUAACAUGCGAGCAGUGCAAGAACAUUUGCGCCGUAGCCCCCGUGCCAAAGUGGCUGGACACAUAUUAUGCUUGCAUCAAGGCCAAAUGUCACGAUCCCGUGAAGGGGAGAAAGCAUUUGUGCGUUGCUACCGACUGGGGUGUGUUUCCAAAGACAACCGCCAACGCGACUUCAACUUCCACGAGUGCAGCCUCAACCAAGGCAACCUCUACCACUCCAAGCUUCAUCACCGUCACUUCGACCACUGCUCCAGGACCUACCUCUUCUCUGGCCACCGUCUCGUCUACAAGCACAAGCUCCGUCACCGCCGAGGCCUCUACCGCCACGAGCUCUUCAAGCCAUAGUCUCCCUCCACUCCGUCCGAGCUUCAUUACUUCUAUGGCUUCAAUGAGCAUGGAAAUUGACGAUGAGUAA
Beauveria bassiana ARSEF 2860 is the source of this 570-nucleotide messenger RNA. RefSeq lists its product as uncharacterized. The record is from RefSeq and is a predicted model, not a curated record. The transcript is spliced from 2 exons. Bases 1 to 570 code for a protein of 189 amino acids. NCBI's taxonomy places the organism in Eukaryota, Fungi, Ascomycota, Sordariomycetes, Hypocreales, Cordycipitaceae.